UGCUUUCUCACACACUCUUCAAGAUACACUCCUGCAUGCACGCACUCAUACACAGACAUGGAGGAACGCACACGCACGGAUCUCGCUCUCGCCCUCUGACUGGUCGCUGCUUUCAGCUGUCCGGACACACCGACAGAAGCGAACGCUGCAACGCCGUUUUCCUCUUGCGCUCCUCGCGGCGUGAUUUUCGUCUUUUUUUUUUCUCUCCGAACGGCUCUCCGCCUUCUGCAAGUCAUCUGUGUCAUGAACCUGCUUUCGGCUUGUUGCUAAGGACACUAAAAUAGCCAGGAGUGGACUCCGACGUUGUUUUGUUGCUAAGGUCCUAGCAGUCAUGGCACAAGGGUCCAGAGACCAUAUUGGUGUGGGCACUGCUAAUCCAGACGAUGACUCGCCUAACAUGAUAGUCUACAAAAAGAUCGAGGACGUCGUUUUACGACUGCAGGACGAGAAGGCGGGCGGCGUGCCCGUCCGCACCGUCAAGAGCUUCCUGUCCAAGAUCCCCAGCGUGGUGGCCGGUUCUGAUAUUGUCCAGUGGCUGAUGAAAAACCUCUCAAUUGAAGAAACAGCGGAGGCCGUCCAUCUUGGUAGCCUCAUCGCUGCCCAUGGCUACUUCUUUCCCAUCUCAGAUCACGUGCUCACACUGAAGGACGAUGGGACGUUUUUCCGCUUCCAGUCUCCGUACUUCUGGCCCUCAAACUGCUGGGAGCCUGAGAACACUGACUAUGCCAUUUACCUGUGCAAGCGCACCAUGCAGAACAAAGCCAGACUGGAGCUGGCUGACUAUGAGGCCGAGAAUCUGGCUCGGCUGCAGAGGGCGUUUGCCAGGAAGUGGGAGUUUAUCUUCAUGCAGGCUGAGGCGCAGGUUAAGAUCGACAGGAAAAAGGACAAGGUGGAACGCAAGAUUUUGGACAGCCAGGAAAGAGCAUUCUGGGAUGUCCAUCGACCUGUGCCAGGUUGUGUAAACACCACAGAGAUGGACAUCCGCAAGUGCAGGCGUGAGAGAAACCCUCAGAGAGUUAAAAAGUCUGUGUAUGGCGUAACAGAGGACAACCAAUCACAGAGGUCAGCACAGCCUCCCUCCCAGCCCUGCAGGACCUCCACCAAAGAGGAGGUGAAGAAGCAGAUAUCGUUCUUAAACACACAGCUGGACAGACACUGCAUGAAAAUGUCCAAAGUGGCCGACAGUCUAUUGAGCUACACAGAGCAGUUCCUGGAGUAUGACCCUUUCGACCCACUGGAGCCGUCCAACCCUUGGGUCAGCGACGACACCACCUUCUGGGACCUGGAGACCAGGGAGCCCAAUCAGCAUCGUGUGAAGAAGUGGAGCUUCUCUCUGGAGGAAGCUCUGAAGGACCCGGCUGGACGAGAACAAUUCCUGAAGUUCCUCGAGUCCGAGUUCAGCUCUGAGAACCUCCGGUUCUGGCUGGCGGUGCAAGACCUGAAGCGCCGUCCGCAGCAGGACGUGUCGGCGCGCGCGCAGGACAUCUGGCAGGAGUUUCUGGCUGAGGGGGCCCCCAGCUCCAUCAACCUGGACUCACACAGCUACGAGCGCACCAGCCACAACAUCAAAGACCCCGGACGGUACAGCUUCGAGGACGCCCAGGAGCACAUAUUCCAACUGAUGAAGAGUGACAGCUACUCUCGGUUCCUGCGGUCCAGCACGUACCAGGACCUCCUGCUGGCCCGGAAGAAGCCUCCAGCUGAGAGUGAGCAAGGCCGGCGCACCUCAUUGGAGAAGUUCACGCGCAGCAUGGGCAAGUCGUUGACGGGGAAGCGCCUGACAGGACUGAUGCAGUCAUCCUGACAAAGCCUGGACCACUGGAGCAAUGCACACACACACUGACAACGCGCGACACACACACACACACACACACACACACACACACACACACACACACACACACACACACACACACACACACACACACACACACACAACUGACAACACACUAGGAGAGUAGGAGUUGCAGCUGUAAGGGACAGUCAUGAAUCAUGAUGAAGGUGCGGGAGAGACAGACUCAUAAUAAGGGCUGGACUAAGGAGAGAGAGACUCAUCUGCAAUGCUGAAUGAAUGACAGGACUUGGAGAGAGAAAUACAUUAUCGCCAUUAUCACCUAGAGAGAGAGAGAGAGAGAGAGAGAGAGAAUGAAAGACUGAAAAAGAGAAAUGCAUGUAGAUCCAAGUCAGUGACCAGUGACACUCAGGAUGACAUGGUGGUGAAUGUCUGGAUGAGUGAAUUGUGUGUGUGUGUGUGUGUGUGUGUGGGAGGGGGGUUACGUGGCCAGAUGGGAGAGGUGGGAAGGACAAUACCACGGUCAGUUCAUGAAUGAAACACACCCUCCACAUCCCAGAACUCACACAGUCCUCUCUGGAUGUGCGUGCACGCCUGUGUGAGUGUGUGUCAUGAGAUUUCACUCUCACUGCAUAAAGAGAGGAAUAGGCCGUAACAUUAGAUGCACCUGGCUCAAAUAUUUAAAGCUGAAGUCUCCAACAUGCAUUUGGAACAAGUGAACCAAUGAAUGGACACUCAUCUCUGCACACACAAACACACAUUCUCUUUAGCUAAACUUUGUUGAUAUGCCUUUUCUUCGGCUCUCUCUGGGUCACACACACAUUCUGACACACUCACUCACAAUCUCAGAACUCAGAGCAGAAAGAAAUCUGGACACUUCAGAUCAAAGCACACCAACCACUUGUCCUCAGGAGGGAGUCAGCAAUAAAGUGUGUGUCACACAGACAAAAACAACAAGCCACUUGAUACACUUUAUACUCACUGAAUAUAUCUACAAUUUAAACAUGUACAAUAGUCUGUUUAUCACAAAUUAUACACUAGUACUUCUUGGAAGCUGUCAAAGAGGUUUCUCAGAAGUGUUUGAGCCGUAUAGACUUUUAAGGAAUCUUUAUUGGGAAGCAGCAAACAGUUGUAGACCAUGAGAAGGCUGGGACUGCAUUUGAACGGUGUUUAAAACGGUGUCUGCCAUGUCCUACUACAUUCCAAGGAGGACGCAAAGGGCUGAUGCGAAGCACCAAUCAGUGUGCUUUCCACAGCAAAAACAGAACUGUUACCAGACCACAGGCUAGAGAGCUGUCCGUUAGCCCGUCCAGCUGCUCCUUGAGCUGAACGUGGCGGCGGACUGGACAGGUGGGUGGCCCCACGGAUCUUACUGACGAGAAGCACACAAAGCCACUAUGGGGACAUCAGCAGGAGACGCUCUGCUCACCUGGUCUGAGAGUUCACCUGUCUCAAAGACACUCACUAUGGGGACAUCAGCAGGAGACGCUCUGCUCACCUGGUCUGAGAGUUCACCUGUCUCAAAGACGCUCACUAUGGGGACAUCAGCAGGAGACGCUCUGCUCACCUGGUCUGAGAGUUCACCUGUCUCAAAGACACUGCCUGGAUUUGGAGAUGCUGGCACCCAUUACUGAUGUCAUCAGUGUUGCUGUUCAUCAGACCAAAGCGAUGUCCAGUGUAUAUGUGUGUGUGUUUGUGUGUGUGUGUGUGUGUGUGUGUAUGCACACUGGCAUACACAAAAGUGAGUGUAUGCAUGUGAGUUUGUUUGUUUGAGUGUGUAUGUCUGUCUGUGUCUGUGUGUGGAAUGUGGAGGUGGGUGUACAAAUGUGUGUGUUUGUGUGUUAGUUUUAUCAGGCGUGAGUUUUUUGUCUAUCUUUUGUCUGUGUCUGUGUGUGUGUGUGUGUUUCUGUGUUUGUGUGCAGCUCACCAUGUGUUGAAUACCGUCAUGAAAAGGCUCCAAUGUCUUGCCUUACCACAGGAAAUGCUGUCAACUGUACAACUUCAGAAUGUGACCACAGUGCCACUUAGUGGAGUAUGUGAGGUAUUACAUGGUAUCAACACAAGUUUGGGAAUAACAGCCUAGAAUUGAUCACUUUCAGACCAACUUGUUAGUAUGGAUGCAACAAUGACUGAAGUUCAACAUGCAACUUAAUCAACCCUUUGACAUAUCUUAUCCUCAAAAAUCUCAAUAUUCAGUAGACAUAGAGUGAAGACUGUGGUUUACUUAGGUUAGCAACAAGAAAAUGUACUGUUGCAUGAUUGUUAAAAUGUUUGUUGAUAUAAUUUUAUGGCCAGUUGGAGACUGGGGUACACUAUCAACGCGGUGACGGUGAAGUAUGUGAAAAAGAUUUCUGUUUGAGCAAUAUUUCUGAUGUCAUUUUUUUUUUAAAUCUGUAUCAUAGCCACAAGAAGUAUUUUGAAUCAAGCACAUUAUCAGAUAUUUUUAACUAAUCCCCAUUUACUAUGUAUAUGCCUAUUUUUUAGAUACUCACCUCUGUGAUGGUAUCUGCACAUCUAAAAACAACAUCAAUCUCAGAUGAGUACAUUCUAUUGUGGGGUGUGUUUGCAUCUUCCCCACGUUGUGUUGUUUACAUAACAUAGAUGAAGUCCCCAAGUCUGUCUUACCUGAGGACGGUCAGUGUGUUGUCUGUGUCCACAAACAUCUGUGAUUUCUCCAAAGACAACCAGUUUAGCACGCCAAAGUAACUGCCACUGUCACUCACGUCUCAUGUCAAGAAUAGUCGGCUUCUCCUGUGUUACGCCCUAAACAUCAAUCAAGAUUGAAACUUACACACUAACAAGCAGGACGGUUCUAUAAUGAAUCAGCCUGACCUGCUCACCACAGAAGAACGUUGAAAGGUUUCUAGAUGACACUUGCCCUUUAGUGUCAAGUCUUUCACAAUAUCUUCUGCUAAAACAGAUAAUGAGCAUUUAAGGGUACUAAUGGGUUCUGAAAAGGACAAGUUCAGCUCAGCAUGAAUAAGGAACUGUUGCAGGUUCUGCAGGGAGGUAAAAGUCCUACCAUGUAUUGGUUCUACCUGUGCGCUUAGCACCUUAAAGUGUCUUGAGUUCUUUGAUAAUCCUAUAGCUGAUAGGUGAAAGAAUACUAUCUGUACCAUCCAUGGAUUCUAAGAGGAAGCCUUUAAUGCAUUGAAAUAAUAUUAUUCUUACCAUCCACAGAUUCUAAGAGGAAGCCUUUAAUGUGCUGAAAGAAUAUUAUUUAUACUAUCCACAGAUUCUAAGAGGAAGCCUUUAAUGCAUUGCCAAACAAGUUUUUUUUAAAGCCCAAUAAAAGGACUCAGAAGGGGUUGAAUGAAUCACAUCUGAGUUAUUUGUCCAGUCUGAGACCUGUCACAGGAAGGGCAGGAGCAGGUGUUAAAGGACAACUGGCAAAACAGAUAGAUAAUGCUACACUGGGGGCAUGAUUUUACCGACUGUACUCUGUGACCUUGAGAAACAGAGAACUAUGAAAAAUUGCCAGGAUUCUCCUUUAAAGCAGGACUGGGCUCUCAUACGGUUAACUGCCCCAGGAAGACUCGCUUUACAGAGCUUACACUGAGAUAUAUGGAUCUGGGGUGGUAUUCAUUUUGAAGGGAUACUGCUGAAAACACACUGUACAUAUUGAUAUUGUGUUACUAUUAUCCAAUGUUAACCUCCUGACUGCUAUGUUCUAGAUGAGCUGUCCGGUUGUGAAAUGUAUACAAGCGCAAUUACAAUGGACAAUUGUACUGAAAUUCUAUAUAUUUUCAUGAUGUGGAAGCACAUAUUAUAGUACGGGCACAUUACUAUGCAUGUAACAUAUCCGGGGCAUUCAGGCUUUUAGUUAUUUAAUCAGAAAUAUGACUAUAUGGUCUCAGCACAUGGUAUUAUGAAAAAGCACCAAAUAAAUAUUUGGACAUCAACAAAUGUGUCCGCUUAUUGUCAGCUACAUUGGUACGUGCAGUAUUGUGUGUGUGUGUGUGUGUGCGCGCGUGCGUGUGUUUGUGUGUGUGCGCGUGUGCGCGUGUGUGAAAGAAAUAGAGGCCAGAUUAACUGUCCUAAUGACUCUGUAAAUGGUCUUUAUACUGUAAGGAUCUUCUGCUGAUGUUCUUAUUACAGUAACCAUGUGAGCAUGUUUUUUUUAUUUCUGGGAUAUAAAUCAGAGAAAUAUAAUCUUAUCCUAAAUAAAGUUUUAGUACACUCAGAGUAAUAAUCCUAAAUAAAG
This is a messenger RNA of Alosa alosa (allis shad), 5996 nucleotides long. RefSeq names its product regulator of G protein signaling 6 (gene rgs6). Gene Ontology annotation, biological process: regulation of G protein-coupled receptor signaling pathway; intracellular signal transduction; G protein-coupled receptor signaling pathway. Lineage: Eukaryota; Metazoa; Chordata; Actinopteri; Clupeiformes; Clupeidae. The record is from RefSeq and is a predicted model, not a curated record.